This is a messenger RNA of Labrus bergylta (ballan wrasse), 4238 nucleotides long. The record is from RefSeq and is a predicted model, not a curated record. NCBI's taxonomy places the organism in Eukaryota, Metazoa, Chordata, Actinopteri, Labriformes, Labridae.
GUGCUGAUGGAGCUGCUGUGUGAGAGAGGAGACACGCGGCCGUAUCGAUGAGGAGGAGGAGGAUGAAGAGCGGAUCACAUCAUCGAUCCGCGCUGAUCAGCUGUUCGAUCCUCGAGAGGGGAGCUGCACGAGGCGACAAUCGGCGUCAUCAGUCAUCGAUCAACGUCAUCGAUCACACCUGACGUGUCGCGUGAGCCGCAGAGAGAGAGAGAGACAAGCAGCUGAUCCGCGGGACUCUGCGGGUUCUGGACCAUGUGAACCUGCGGGUUCGAUCCCCGCCAGAGGUCCGGAGGGAACUCCGCAGGUGGUCCAGCAGCGAUUGAUCCAGAUCUUUACCCGGACCCUUUUAACCUGGAUUUAUUCCUCUUUGAUUUUGGAUUUGUUCUGCAUCUUGUCCUGUGUGAAUCCUCUGAGCUCUGUGGAUGUUUGGAGCCUGAAGGUCUGAACAGCUGCUGCAGAGAUGUUCUCACUCUGGAGUCUGGAGGUCUGACGCUCUGAAGACUGCCCAACUCCCUCUGCAGGCUGGCCGAGGAACUGUUCUACCAGCUGGUAUUAGCUAACUGCUAACAGCUAGUACCUUACAGCUACAUGCUGCCAGCUUACUACUAGUGGUUAGCAGCUAAAGGCUAAACGCUAACAGCAGUUCUGUGGUUGGUGUUGAGAUGCUGGAUAACCACAGGCGGGAACGACUGGAGCUCUUAUGAACACAGGUACAAGUUGAGAGAGCGAGUGUGGGAGUCAAUCAGAAGACAGUGGGCUCACAUGGGAAACAAAAGCCAUGGAGGUCAAAGGUCAACUCAUCUCACCUGACCCUCUCACAUGUCCAGACAGGAAGCAGCGGGAGCGAAUGGCAGAGCUGCAGGAGAGGAGGCGGAGCCUGCAGGCCCUUCUGAGCACACGAUUGGCUGAGCUGAGACGGAUCUGUCUGCAGGAGGCUGAGCUGACAGGCGCGGUGCCAACUGACUUCCCCCUGGAGGCGGGGGAGAAACCCCCCAGUGUACCACGGAGAGCGUCUCGCCACGCAAACAGGAAGUGUCGAUCAGAGGAGGAAGACUCUCAGCGUUCAAAGCCGAAGAAAACUUUAUUCAGUGGAGCUCUGAGGAAACACAGCGACCCUGAACACAACACACACUCCCAAACACACACACACCAUGGCAAGAGGACCGUACACCGAGGCUGCCACACAGACGACACAGUGAGGUCAGAGAGCAGCUCUACAUCAGACUCAACAGGACACGACAAUGAUGAAGGUGUGUCUCAGUGUCGCCCCCCGCUGGUCUCUGUUGGAUCUCCAGUUGAAGUUUUCUACCAAAACAAAACAAAGAAGAACUCAGUGCUCAUCAGGGUCGACCAUUCGGAGGCUCUUAAGCCCCUCAGCCUGCCUCCCUCUCACCCUCCCCCUCCCCCCCCUCGCUCUCAGGACUCCUCCUCCUCCUCGGCUCCCUCCGAUCCCGCAGGUGAGGGCGGGGUCAGGUUAAACGCCAGUCGUCAUAGUAACAGCUCCGAUGGCCUCCUGGAGCGCCUCCCUCACCCUGAGGAGGAGGGCGGGGCACAGCAGGGGGGAUUGUGGGUAAACGGUCUGCUCGGGUCCAGAGGAACGAAUGGGGCUGGAGUUUUCAGGAGCUCAGAGACGCUGACAGACGGACGGACCAGGAUGAGGACCAAUAACGUUGUUGGGGAGGCGGGAGGGGCGGGGCGAGGAGGAGGGGGAGGAGGAAGAGGAGGGGGGUACGAGGUGCUGCUGGACUAUGUUUGGGGGAAACAGCAGCAACUGCAGAGACAGCAGUCCCAACCAAACAGCCGACAGCCAAUCACAUCGCACCAGCAGCUGCUCUUCAACGGGUACUCCUCCCAGCAGCCCGCUGCAGCCCCGCCCACCUACCGCGUUCACCAGGGAGACCAGCGGCGAGUCAAAGUGACCCGCACCAAGUCCUGCGGGCCCUUCCUCCCAGUGCAGCAGAACCAGACUGAUACCCAUAAUCCUCUUCUGACAGCCAUCCAGCCAGACCCCCACCCUCACCUGCUGCCCCCCCGCCCGCCACAGCCGCCCCCUGCCCAGGAUGCCCAGCUAGAGGACGCCACAAGGAGCCUUCACAAGGCCCUCGCCCUGGAAGGUCUCAGGGACUGGUACCUGAGGAACACGAUAGGAUCCACAAACCAAAACCAGGUCAACGGAAAAGUCAACGCAGGGGUCAACACUAAGGUGAACGGAGGGGUCAAAGGUCAGACUGGAGGAGGGGCCGGAGCUCUGCCUGGCAGGCGAAGGACUCAAGGUGCUAUCCAGCAGUCGACCUAUCAGAGCGAGACGAGUCAUCACAAGAAGACGCUGCCGCACUCGGCCACGUUCCACGGACACCCGCUGCUCGGAAGGUCUGUGGACAGCUCGCUCUACCAUGACUCCUUCCCUCAGAAAAAGGAAAUCCCUCUCAGAGACCUGACCCUGGACCAGCCGUCUCCUGGAACUUUGGUCUGACUCACCAACCAAUCAGGGAGUCUGACAGACAGACGCACUGACCAAUCAGGGCACUGACAGACAGACUCACCAAUCAAUCCCAGGCCGGCCUCGUGGACCCGGGUCCUGGCUGUGUGUGUGUGUGUGCAGGUGGAUCUUCAGGUGAAGCUAGGCUCAGUGUUGAACUCUCUGCAAGUUUAAGCUCAGCUGAUCCUGAAGCUCCGCCCACUAUGAUGUCACACAGGAGGAUGAUGUAACAGUCUUUUGAUGCCCCCCCCUUUACCCCCCAAGUCUGAACUUGUUUAUUCAGCAGAUUUUCUUUUUACUUUGUUUUAAGGUUACCAUGACGACGUGUUCGUCUGUAAUCUGCUCAGACAAUCAGAAUGAAAAACCAGCUUUUCUACGACGAGCCUUUGAUACGAGUCAUGAUGACAACGACGAUGAUGAUGAUGAUGAUGAUGAAGCUGUUGCACUCUCUCUCUCUGUGAGGUCACAUGAUCACCAGCUGACAUCACCAGCUCUUUUCACGGACCAGCAGAUUAUAGAUCAGCUGAUUGAUCCUCAGGUGAGAACCUUCAGGUAAUCUCUGCACUAAACGUUCAGCAGCUGAUCCGUCAGGUAACCUCCUGUAACACCUGGAACAGCUGCCGCGCAGGGCGUUCCUGUCUCAGUUUCAGGUCAAACAACAAAAACAAAGAUCACACCGUCAUUAUAAUAACAAUAAUAAUACACAGUUAUAAAACGCUGCUGCUGACGUUCACUCAUGGAUGGUUUUUGUUUGUGUGACAUCACGAGACAGGAACUUCCUGUCAGACUCUUUAGCGUCGACUGUGUACAGGAAUCUUAACGGUCGCCAUCUUGUUACCGUAUUUGGAAGAGAGGGAGGGGCCUGUGAAAGGGGAAGGGGUCAGUGUGAGUGUUGUUUGUGAAGAAGGAAUGAGCGAACUCCUCUCCGAGGCGUUCUGUGGUCGCCACCUGCUGGUGAUUAGACAGAAUACAUUUUGAGACACGUCUGCUGACACGGGUCAGAGCAAUAACAGGAAGCUUUCAGACUUUCAGAAUAAAAUGUUCUGCAGCGACAAUCAGACAAUGAUGUCACAGUGUUUAUUGAGGAUUGAUUGAUUGACAGUUUUUAUUCAUGUGAUGAUGUAAACAUUUUAUAAAGUACAUUUUAAUAACACGCAGUCUGAGUAUCAAACUGAUCCGGCGUUGUUACGACAGUUUGACUGUCUCUAUCAGUCUUCAGGUGGCUCAGUCUGACCUUCAGGCUCCGCCUACAGGAAGCCUCGGUCACAUGACUCACAGCUGCUUAUUUAAACCCAUGAAGAAGAAACAUUGCCCACUCCAGGAAACAUUAUGGGAUGUUCUGACUAUCCCCCUGAAAGUCUCUUAACAGUUAGUGUCUGAUUUGUGAUGACAUGUGAUUCAGUCUCAGUUGCCAUGGUAACUGAUGAAACACACAAACGGAUUAAACCCCGCCCACCUUUAGACACAGCUCAGGAUUGGACACUGCUGUUGUCCCCGCCACGCCGACUGACAGAUAAAUACUGUGAUUAUUUAUUCAAAAUAAUCUGCAGUUAUGAUGUCAUUAAACUUCCCGUGGUUUCUGAUUGGCUGCAGCAGCUGUCAUGUGACCGCCGCUUCAGAGGAGCAGAUAGAGUCCCAGCAUGCACCUCUUCUUCUUCCUCCGGUGUCAAGCCAAAGCAUAACACAAAUGAACAAACACAAUGAAAAAACACAAACAAACAACAGACAUCAAACAACAAACAAACACAAACAAACAACA